Messenger RNA from Cutaneotrichosporon cavernicola, 1929 nucleotides. RefSeq lists its product as uncharacterized. Bases 1 to 1929 code for a protein of 642 amino acids. Lineage: Eukaryota; Fungi; Basidiomycota; Tremellomycetes; Trichosporonales; Trichosporonaceae. Gene Ontology annotation, biological process: transmembrane transport. The record is from RefSeq and is a predicted model, not a curated record. Gene Ontology annotation, molecular function: transmembrane transporter activity. The transcript has 3 exons. Gene Ontology annotation, cellular component: plasma membrane.
AUGUCCCCGCCACCAAGCACACACAGCAACCAGGCUGAACUGAACGCGUCGACGGCGUCCUUAUCCCCAUCAUCGACACAGCAUCCCUCCGCCGCCGCAUCAGCAAAGGCGCCACCACUCACUUCCACAGCUCCAUACUCCACCACCACCACCCCCGACACCGACGCCGACCCCGAAGCCCAUCUCAAUGGCCUCAAGACACCACGGAAAACGGGGCCCUCGGGUGCGUACGUCGAGUUAUCCAGGAUUCGAUUCUGGGGCGUCAUCAUCUCCCUCAUGAUCUCCAUUUUCCUGUUUGCGCUCGACCAGCUCAUUGUCGCCACGGCAAUUCCCAAGAUCACCAUCGAGUUUGACGCUCUCAGCGAACUCACAUGGCUCGCUAAUGGGUUCUUCCUCCCUCUCUUCGCCUUCAACCUCAUCUACGCGCAGUUCCUCCAGAUCUUCCCGUCCAAACACGUCAUCAUUUUCGCCGUGUUCAUCUUCGAGCUCGGGUCACUCGUGUGCGGCGUCGCCCCAAAUAUCAACGUGCUGAUCCUUGGUCGCGCUAUCGCCGGUGCCGGAUCAGCAGGCAUCUUCAGCGGUGCAAUGGUCAUUGCAGCCGAGAUCACACCACUCCACAGCCGCGCACAAUACAUGGCCCUCAUCGGAAUCUGCUUUGCCAUUGCGUCCGUUGUCGGACCGCUAAUCGGUGGCGUGUUCUCCGACCACGUCUCCUGGCGCUGGUGCUUCUACAUCAAUCUCCCUUUCGGUGGGUUGGCGUUACUCCUCCAGAUCCUCGUUCAGCCAGCCCGCCCGCCCAUGGGCAUGAAGGCGAGUUAUAAUGGCUACGGCAAGGCGAUGCUUGGCCAGCUAAUCCGCUGCGACUGGGGCGGCGCAGCCAUCUCUAUGGGCUGGGCGUGCUGCUUCAUCCUCGCAUUGCAGUGGGCCGGCGUCUCGCGCUCCUGGAAGGACGGAGGGGUGAUCGUCUGUCUGGUCCUGUCUCUGGUCCUUAUCCCCAUCUUCUUCACAUACGAGUGGUGGCUCGGUCCCAAACGCCAGAUGUGCCGCCUCGACUUGUUGGUCCGGCGCAAUAUUCUCGGCGCGACCAUUGUCCUCUUUUUCCUCUUCUUCGUCUUUAUGAUCGACGUCUAUUACCUCAGUCUGGCGCUUCAGACCCAGUGGCGUUUCUCGGCUACUGCCGCUGGCGUCCGCCUCCUCCCGCUGAUCAUGGUCCAGAUUGUCGUCAUGAUUAUCACCUCGCGCCUCAUCCCGCUACUCGGCUACGUGAAAUGGAUCAUUGUCACCGGCCCCGCCCUCACUGCUCUCGGCUCAGGCCUCUUAUACAGUGUCCAUGUCAACACGCCUGUGGCCCACGUCUACGGAUUCCAGGCCAUUAUUGGUGCGGGUAUCGGUAUGACUCUCCAAAACGCAAUGGUUAGCAUUCAAUUCGACCUGCGCGACGAGCCGAGCCUAAUCACAAUGGGUACCGGAGUCGGCACAUUCUUCGGCUUUGCGGGUCGUAUCGUCGGUCUAUCUCUGGCUGGCUCCGUGUUCGAAAACAUGAUCCAGGUCAACCUCCACAAAUACGUACCAGAUCUCCCCGAGCAGCUGGUACGCGUCAUGACGAGUAACGCGAAUGCCCUGUGGACCAUUGUUCCAGAACCUCUCCGGCCCGCAACCCUGGAGGCGUACUCGCACACCAUGCGGGUCGUGUUCCUCAUCGGCGUGCCGGGCGGUAUCCUCGGACUCUUGGGUGGACUGGUUAUGCGCAACGACAAGAUGCCCACCAAGGCUGAGGAGGCUGAGCGGAUGCAGAAGCGCCGAGAACAGGAGGACGCCGCUGCCGAGCUCGCCCACCACACUCAUGAGAAGAAUGAUGGCGGGCACGAGCACGGGCACGAGGAGCAUGUGGAGAAGGAUACCCAGAACCACCAGAACCACCAGGGUUGA